Molecule: messenger RNA, 689 nt
Organism: Raphanus sativus (radish)
Lineage: Eukaryota; Viridiplantae; Streptophyta; Magnoliopsida; Brassicales; Brassicaceae
Exons: 1
Coding region: 113-529 (138 amino acids)
Source: RefSeq, a predicted model, not a curated record
AUAAAUUAGGCCACAUUCUGCUUGCACAUAUAUAUAUAUUACUUUGAUACGCACCUGCUGGUGUCUCUUAGCUUGUCACAAUCCUCAGUUAAGACAUAAGAGAAAAAAUAAUAUGAACACAACCAAGGAGGUGUUUGAUGUGUCACCGUUCUUGCUACUAGAAUCAUCUGCAGAUUCCGAUACCUAUCGCUGCGACGGAGGCGAACAGAUCGAGGGUGCCCACGACGGCGAACCCAAUGUUAACAAUAACUAUUACCCGGAUCGAGAUGAAAUUGAUGAGUCUUGUACCGCCAAUUUUUAUGAGACGUCUUCUAUGACGACCUGGAGACCGAGUUUCGACCCGGAGGAUACGGUGACAGAAGAAAUAGUUCUCACAGCAGGAGAGGAAGAAGAUGAGGACGGAGAGGUGAACAGCUACAUCAUAAGAUAUAGGACAAGUCAACGUGAAAAUCUGACCGUUGAUUCUAGUCCUGUGGUGAGUGAGAUGGAUAAAAAUCGAAUGUUCUGGGAAGCUUGUCUUGCUUCCUGAUCUGUCUUUCUUGUUUCACGGAGAGGGAAAAACGAACAACGUCUUCUUGUCUAGCUAACUAUAUAGGUUUAAUACAUAUGUCUAUCUAUUUUAUUUUUGUUUGUUUGGGAUUUUGCUUGUAAAGGUGUCUAUUAAAUCACAUCUACCCAUCAAUUAUGUC